AUACAGAAGAUUAUGUUAGAGUUAUCUGUAAUGAUGUGGAAGUGUCACAGGAUGUCUGAGAAGAGACGUACAUUGUUCAUGUACCAACUGUUCACUCGUCUUCUACUCCAACAAUUUCACACUCAGCUCGGAGGGGCGUGGGUGUACGUUCUCAGAGAUGUUAUACUCCGCCUUGUUUAUCUCAUCAAAGAUAUCACCGCAGUCCCUCUAAAUGCUGGGACAGAGAGUUGUUAUAGAGAGAGUAUUGCUUGUAUGGCACUAGAGCUUCUCAGAGAGGUUUGCACUGUAGGAGUUGAUAUUUGUCCUAAGGAGCUGAUGAAAUAUUUACCAUUACUUACAAGUAACCUGGUAUCUACUGUUGGACACAGUGGGGAUGUGGGACAGCUGUCACUAAGCCUGCUGAAAUUUUUUUGACACUAGAGAAGGUGAAAGAAUUACGUACAGCUAUUAGCAAUGUUAGAUAAUUUCCCGGACAAACCUGAAUUCAAGGAAUGCAGAGCUGUACAUCAUAAAUUGAAAUAUGCUUCUGGAGCUUUCAGUUUGAAAAAGGAAGUAGACCAUUUCUUGAUGGCUGGUAGGAAUCCUGUAAUAGAUCAAGAUUUUAGACUUGAAGGUUUAAAAUUUCUACAUGAGCAACUAAAGUGUGAACAAAAAGAGCUGCAGCAACUUGCAUCAGAUGAUACACUAUGCAGACUAUCAUGUUCAUUGGUUGAGCUGACCAAAUGUGAGAAUAGAGAUGUUGUGAUAAUGGCCAGUAAAUGUCUUGGUGUCCUUGGACCAAUCAACAUGAAGACAAUAUCUCUCCCUGCACCACCUAUCAGUAUAGGUCUACAACUUGCUCUCCAGUGUUUUGAGGAGUUGCCUGAUGUUCACAAAUACUGCAGAAUAUUUCACUGUCUGAAUACAUACCUCACAGAUAAAAGUAUUGAACUGGUACAGUCUGCUAGUACUGUACUGAAGGCUUUACUGGCAGUCAAGAAAGGUAUAGAGUUUACCAAUGGGUACAAAUCCCAGCUAGGUGAAAAUGAGUACCUGUUUCAUUAUCUACAUCCUUUCAGAGCUGGCAAGAAGAAGAUUCCAACCAGUAAGGUAACAAAGCCUGACUGGGAUAUGUUCCAGACCACAGUAGAUCAACAGUUGCUAUGGAAUCCUGCAAAUAGUAACCAUGGUAACUGGUUGGUUACCUUAACAACUACAUUGAUAAACAGUGGAGCUGUCAGAGAUGAACUUUUACAGCUGUUAGAACCAGUGUGUUCUAUAAAGGUUGAGUUUUGUGAGCUAGUGCUGCCGUAUAUUAUACAUGAUAUUCUAGUCAAUGGUUCAGAUGACCAUCAUGAGGUCAUCUCCAGACAAGUGGUCAGCUUUUUCUCAAGUCACUGUGGUCAGUCAAGGUCUGGACAAGUUAGCAGAUGCCAGUCUGUGACUCAUGCUUAUAUAUACCCAGAGGGUGAACAGAGUAUAUGUAUGAACACAGAGUCUGUGAGAACUAUGUUAGAUGUGAUACAGUAUCUACGUCAACAACAAAGACCACAGAAAGGGAGACAAGAAAUGACAGUGUGGGACAACAAUUUCUGGCUGGAUGUUGAUUAUCUACAAGUUGCCAUGGCAGCACAAUAUUGUUCUGCUCACUUUACAGCAUUAAUGUUUGCAGAGAUUUGGUGUGAUCUUCAAAGAGAAAGAUCAGAAUCAGACAGGGGCAGUCAGAGGUCAUCACAGGGGUCAAGCCAGGAUACAAGAAUAGAUACCCUAAGUGAGGCCUCAAGUUCAAGGUCAGGUGUAUCUGUUCAAGAUCUGCUAUUGGAGGCUUACAGCUGGAUUGGGGACCCUGAUGGGGUUUAUGGUUGUGGUGCAGGCAGGAAGGCUGAUAGUUCCUCACGAAUCUGCACUUAUCAACAAGAAAACCAAUGGGAUAAGGCAGUUGUGUCAUGUGAUAUUCAAAUGAGCCAAUCAGGAACCACCAAUCAGUAUGAUCUACUUAAUGUUUUGCAAUGCUUCGGAGCUAAUCACAUCUUCAACACUUACCUGCAAGGGAUUAUGGGACAGGAUGAUGUGCCAAAUUUAACUUCAGAAACUAGAGAGCUACAGUUUGAAGCUGCUUGGAGAAUGGGAAUGUGGAACCUUGAUUCACCAAACAAGAUUGAGACGGGGACAGGAUUUCAUGAAAGUGUUUUCAAGGCCAUGAAGUCAAUCAGAGAGGACCAUAGCACUUUUACAGACAAAUCUCUAAACCAUUCAAGAUUAUGUGCAGUGUCAAGGUUGAAGGAUGGCUGUUUGACUAGUGCUAGGAAAUUAUAUCCUGUUUUAGCAGACCUAAUGUGUGUUAACAUUGUCAACCAAACAAGUGAUCUACUUAAAAGUUUUAGAGAGGUAGGGAGAAUGGAUCUUAGUGAUGUGAACCAGAUAUUGGACACUGACAGUGAUAUCAAGUUUACCUUGCCUACAUUGUAUAUGAAAUGUUCAGCAAUGAAGUUACUGUGGGAAAAGACGGAUAAUAAACAUGUGUUCCGUAUCUAUGUAGAAAGUCUACACCAGCUAGCAACUAGUGCAAGGGAAGCUAAUAGGCAUCAGGUAUCUGAGAGGGCCAUAGCAACAGUCAAGGAGCUGGACAUAUCAGAUCUUUCUCUAAGCAUACCCUCUCAGAUUGAAGAGGCAAAGUUGUUCUGGGCAAGAGGAGAGGAGAAUAUAGCUAAACCUUUACUUAGAGGCAUGAUUGAUAAACUUAGGAAGUUAAGAUCUACGGACAAAUCAGCAGCCAUGUUUUACCCACAAACCCUCAGUAUCUAUGGUAACUGGUUAGCAGAGACAAGAUCAGAAAACCCCAACAUUAUUAUGGAAAACUACAUGGAAAAGGCUAUAAACAUGUACGAGCAACUAGAUGAAACCGGGGACCGGUCAGUGGACGCGUACCUUGCGCUGGCGAAAUACGCUGACACCCAGUACCAGAAUAUUGUUAAUUACAUGAACUCAAGUACAUACGAGGCAAAACAAUCUCUGAUGAGGAAAUCUCAACAAGAAGCUGAUCGACUUAGAGAAGUUAUGGGAGAAUCUGCUAAAGAUCGAUAUCUACGAACAUUAGAAAAGCAAACAGAGAUAGAUCAACAUGAGCUGUUGUGUAUGCAGGAAGAUAGGAACAUUUAUCUACUGAAGGCUGUACUUAAUUAUAUCAAAUGUUUGAGGUGUGGAGACGAGCAUAAUUUACGAGUGUUCCGACUGACAUCUCUCUGGUUUAAUAACGUGCAUAAUAAGGAUGUAAAUAGUAUGAUGGAGGGAGCAGUGAAAGAAAUCAAGACAUACAAAUGGUUACCACUGAUGUACCAGCUAGCAGCAAGAAUGGAUGUCAAACCACACAGAGAUACUUCACAACCUUUCCUACAAAUUCUUGACAAGAUGAUUUAUGAGACAGCAGUGUCGCAUCCACACCAUACCUUGUUUUGUGUUCUGGCAUUGGCUAAUGCCAAUCGUGAUACAGAGUUGUUACAGCAGGCGAAGACAAUGAGAAGGAGCAGUAAGAUGUCCAAAUCUCAGGCUGAUAACCCAGCCGAAGAGGGUAGAGUGCUUGCUGCUAAAAAUAUGGUAGGAAAAUUAAGGGAGAAUAAAAAAGUUGGAGACAUUGUGAAAGAUCUACAGACACUUUGUGAUGCUUACAUACAGUUAGCUAACUGGAAUGUUCAGGAAUAUAAAACACAAACAAAGCCAAUCCAGUUGCCAGCACAGUUAUGGCUCACUAAAGUGAAGGGCUUGCGGAAUGUGCCAGUACCUACAAAGGAAAUAAAGGUGAAUGCCAGUUGUGACUACAGAGAUAUUCCUCAUAUAGAGAAGUUUGAGCCGACGUUCAAACUAGCCGGUGGUAUUAACUUGCCGAAGAUUAUUUCUUGUGUUGGAUCUGAUGGUACCAAGAGCAGACAACUUGUCAAGGGACGAGAUGAUCUUCGACAAGAUGCUGUGAUGCAGCAAGUGUUUGAUAUGGUCAAUAAUUUACUACAGAAAGAUUCUGAGACACGAAAACGACAGUUACAAAUCAGGAAAUAUAAGGUUAUACCCCUGUCUCAGCGAAGUGGUCUUCUAGAAUGGUGUGAGGGUACAUUACCAGUGGGCGAGUACCUGGUUGGUAGUAAAGGGGCUCAUGCACGCUACAGACCCAAAGAUCUCUACUAUAUUGACUGUAGAACUAAACUGACCGCUGCAACAACAACAGAGGGUAAAUACAAGGUUUAUCAGGAGAUCUGUGAAAAAUUCCAGCCAGUGUUUCGACAUUUCUUCUUUGAGAAGUUUACAUCCCCACCAGUAUGGUUUGAGAGAAGACUGGCAUAUACAAGGAGUGUAGCUACCAACUCUAUAGUGGGAUAUAUUCUUGGACUUGGGGACCGCCACAUACAGAAUAUUUUGAUUGACUGUAAAACAGCAGAACUGGUACAUAUAGAUUUAGGUAUAGCUUUUGAGCAGGGUAAAAUCCUACCCACCCCAGAAACUGUUCCAUUCAGACUCACCAGAGACAUUGAGGACGCCAUGGGUGCAUCAGGGGUGGAGGGAGUGUUUAGAAGAUGUUGUGAGAAGACAAUGGAAGUAAUGAGAAGUAAUCAAGAAGCAUUGUUAACAAUAUUAGAAGUUCUCCUGUAUGACCCGUUACAUGUUUGGACAAUCUCGCCGGCGAAGGCGUAUGCUCUUCAGCGACAGAGAGGGAGGGAGGAAAGCGGUGAUACUGUUGACGUUGCUAACACGACGGCUGAUAUCAUAGAUCUUGCUGAAUCAAGUACAUCAAGAAAUAGUGAGACACAGGAGAACCUGAACAAAGUAGCGGAGCGUGUACUGUUGAGGUUACGUCAGAAACUCCAGGGGGUAGAGGACGGUGUUCAACUUAGUUUGUCAGGCCAGGUGAAUUACCUUAUACAGGAAGCUAGAAAUCCGAAAAACCUUGCUAGAAUCUUCCCUGGCUGGCAGCCUUAUGUAUGAACUUUGCUGAUAGAUUUUGUGAAAUUAAUUUGUUUAUUCUGGUCAACGUUAUUGUUUGGAAUGCAAUGAACUUGUGAUAAUGCAUUAGCAGAGUUGAAAUCUUAAUUAUCAUGUUUAGAAUAUUUAUAGUACAGCAGAAUCAGAUUUUGAGAGAACUUGUUUUACAUUGUCAUUUGCUGCUGAAUAUUAUUUUUAGUUAAUUACAUGAAUAUAUGAACUAAAUGAAUGUCAAUUGUUUUAGUUCUAACGUUACCUGUUUAUGUUUUGCUUCAUAUAUAACCAUCAUACUGUGUUCAGUUUAUAAAUAUUUGUAUGUUACAUUUUGUUGUAAUAAAUGAUCAAA
Ruditapes philippinarum (Manila clam) is the source of this 5293-nucleotide messenger RNA. RefSeq names its product serine-protein kinase ATM-like. The record is from RefSeq and is a predicted model, not a curated record. Gene Ontology annotation, molecular function: protein serine/threonine kinase activity; protein binding. Gene Ontology annotation, biological process: DNA repair. The transcript has 33 exons. Lineage: Eukaryota; Metazoa; Mollusca; Bivalvia; Venerida; Veneridae. Bases 454 to 4950 code for a protein of 1498 amino acids.